This is a messenger RNA of Vitis vinifera (wine grape), 819 nucleotides long. RefSeq names its product agamous-like MADS-box protein AGL62. Gene Ontology annotation, biological process: regulation of transcription by RNA polymerase II. NCBI's taxonomy places the organism in Eukaryota, Viridiplantae, Streptophyta, Magnoliopsida, Vitales, Vitaceae. Gene Ontology annotation, molecular function: RNA polymerase II cis-regulatory region sequence-specific DNA binding; DNA-binding transcription factor activity, RNA polymerase II-specific; protein dimerization activity. Bases 3 to 668 code for a protein of 221 amino acids. The transcript has a single exon. The record is from RefSeq and is a predicted model, not a curated record.
UUAUGGCAAACAUAAAUAUGGUGAAAAAACAGAGCAUGGGAAGACAGAAGAUCGAAAUCAAAAAAAUUGAGAAGAAAAGUUCCUUGGAGGUCACCUUCUCCAAGCGUCGAACAGGACUCUUCAAGAAGGCCGGCGAGCUCUGCGUUUUGUGCGGUGCUGAGGCCGCCGUCAUCGUCUUCUCUCCGGGCAGGAGGGCCUUCGUCUUCGGCCACCCCUCUGCGGACGCUGUCAUCGAUCGCUUCCUCCAUCGCGAGACCAACUCUCGUGCGCUUGUUCCGGCGGGACAGGUGCACGGACACGUUCAGAGGCAAUACUUGGAGGCUCUUGGAAGGCUGGAGGUGAAGAAGGAGCAAGAAGAGACGGUGGGGGGAGAUGGGGAGGGUGGGUUUUGGUGGGACGCGCCCAUUGAGAACAUGGGGUUGAAUGAACUGGAGCAGUUCAGGGGUUCCCUUGAGGAGCUGAGGAAGAAGGUGGCGGAUCGAGUGGAGGAGAUGACCAUGAUGAUGAUGAUGGAGAGCGGUCCUUCUUCGACUGCCAUGGUUGAAUAUGCAGCGCCACCGCAGGAGUAUAAUUCUUCUGGUGGUGUUCUGCAUGGCCAUGAUUUGGCUGCACAGGGUGUUCCUCAUGGUUUCGAUUUUGGGUUCGGUUUCGACGAACACCUUUUCUGAUGUACAUUCCUUUGGUUUUUUUUAUUUUAUCUUUCUCUCGCUCCCUGUUCCGUCCGUACUUCGCAAAAUAGUACUACCCCAUAUAUCAUUAUCUUUCUCCUGAGGUAUUCAUUAGACUAGUUAUGAUGAUGGAUAUCUUCCUUUGCCUUCC